UUGCAACAACUCUCUUUUUCUGUACCAAAUCGAAGACAGGGAGUUGAUUUGUUGCAACAAAUAUAAUAUACACAAUAUCCUUUUAGACAACCUAAGACUUGAAAAUCCCAUGAUGUUUAGUUUAACAACCCUAAUUUCAUAAUGCCUAACCAAAUCCCCUGCUAUUAAAGUUCUUCCAAUUUUCCAUUAUCAAUCAAAGAAGGGCUUCUUGUUGACUCCCUGACCUAAUCUAACCCAAUCAACCUAGCCUUUUCUUCUCUUUUAAUAAAAGCAUUUGGCCAAUGACCAUGAAACAAACAAUUUUUUAACUGAACCUCAAUCUCCCAGAAGUUUUAUUAAACCUAACUACAUCAGUAUAUAUAGAGCUACUCAGCCAUGCAACAUUCACCACCUCUUUUGAUUAUCUAGUAUAGCAAACCAGAAGAACAUAAUACAAUGCAGGGUCUAAAGGGCGGCCUUUUGCUAAUCAGCAUUGCAGCAUUGCUUAGCUUUUCUGUAGUAACAUUUGCACAUCCAGCUGGAGAGACUCACUACCAUGAUUUCGUUAUUGAAGCAAAGCCAGUGAAGAGGUUGUGCAGAACACAUAACAUAAUCACAGUGAACGGGAAAUUCCCAGGACCAACCCUGAAUGUGCGAAAUGGAGAUACUCUUGUCAUCAAAGCCACAAAUAGAGCUCGCUACAAUGUCACCCUUCACUGGUAAUUAUAACGAACUGUAAAAGUAAGCUAUCUUUUGUUUCAAUCUUCUACACAAAUUUGCAAGUAAGGAUAAUGAACACUUUAUGUCGCUUGUCAGGCAUGGGAUUCGCCAAUUAGGGACACCAUGGGCCGACGGUCCUGAGUAUGUAACUCAGUGCCCUAUCCAACCAGGAGCAACGUAUACUUACCGUUUCACCAUUAUAAAUCAAGAGGGUACCUUGUGGUGGCAUGCUCACAGCAAAUGGCUCAGAGCAACUGUCUAUGGAGCCCUCGUCAUCCGGCCAAAGGUUGGGUCUCCAUACCCUUUUCCACAGCCCACGCGUGAAGUUCCUAUCGUUCUUGGAGAAUGGUGGAAUAGAGAUAUAAUCAGUAUCCUGAGACAGACAAUUUUUACUGGAGCUGCCCCAAAUGUAUCAGAUGCUUAUACCAUCAAUGGGCAACCUGGUGACCUUUAUCCUUGUUCCAGUAAAGGUACCUUUAAGAUCCAUGUGAACUCAGGAGAAACGGUUCUUCUGAGAGUCAUCAAUGCUGCGCUGAAUCAACAACUCUUCUUCACGGUCGCCAACCACCAGCUAACGGUUGUAGCAGCUGAUGCUGUUUACCACAAGCAGUUUGCAACCCGAGUUAUCAUGGUUGGACCUGGACAAACCACCGACGUUCUUCUCACUGCCAAUCAACCUCCGGCAAGGUACUACAUGGCCGCGCGUGCUUAUGCAACAGCACAAAACGCUCCAUUCGACAACACCACAACCACUGCUAUUCUUGAAUACAAUACAGCCACAGGAGGAUCCUCUGCCUCAAGACCUCUGUUGCCUCAAUUGCCUGCAUUCAACGACACAAAUACUGCAACUGUCUUUGAAAACCAACUAAGGAGCAUUCCUUCAGUAGAGUCAAAAGUCCCCUUGAAGAUUGAUCAUAGCCUAUUCUUCACUGUAGGAUUAGGCUUUGUAAAUUGCAAUCCAGGACCUAGAUGUCAAGGGCCGAAUAAUACGAGGUUUGCAGCCAGCAUGAACAAUGUAUCAUUCGUGCUCCCGAGGAGGGCUUCCUUACUGCAAGCAUACUACAACAACAUCCCUGGGAUCUUCACAACAGACUUCCCUCCUGUUCCACCUGUCCAAUUUAACUACACUGGCAAUGUUCCCCGGGCAUUAUGGCAACCUCGAUUCGGGACAAAACUGUACAAACUGAAAUUCGGCGAAACCGUGCAGAUUGUGCUGCAAGACACGGGCAUCUUCUCCACAGAAGACCAUCCCAUUCAUCUUCAUGGAUACCAUUUCUACGUGGUAGCACAGGGAUUCGGGAACUUCAACCCACAAACAGAUCCUCAAAGAUUCAACCUUUUUGAUCCACCUUCAAGGAAUACCAUUGAUGUUCCAGUUGGGGGAUGGGCUGUGAUCCGAUUCGUGGCGGAUAAUCCAGGAGUUUGGCUGUUCCACUGUCACAUAGAUGCUCAUCUGGCUUGGGGAUUGGGAAUGGCAUUCUUGGUUGAAAAUGGGAUAGGGGAAUACGAGACAGUUACGCCUCCACCGGCUGAUCUUCCUCGAUGCUAGGACCUUUAGAUUCUUCUAUUUCAAUCAUCAAAAUUGAUUCUUUGUCCUCUAUUGCUUUUUGCAAUUUCCAGUUAAGAUUUGUUUUGGUGCUGUCAGAUCAUGUUUUUGCUACACUUAGCACUCUGACAGCAUGAUUUCUGUAUCUAAUGGUUUCCUCUAAAAGAGAAAGAUCAUUAGCAUGUGAUCAUGAUCCUGUAUUCCAUCAUUUUAAAUUAAUGAAUUUUGUUAUUUUCAAUGUUGAGUGUUUUUC
Molecule: messenger RNA, 2498 nt
Organism: Oldenlandia corymbosa var. corymbosa
Lineage: Eukaryota; Viridiplantae; Streptophyta; Magnoliopsida; Gentianales; Rubiaceae
Source: the annotation of a GenBank genome assembly